Messenger RNA from Microbotryum saponariae, 2535 nucleotides. NCBI's taxonomy places the organism in Eukaryota, Fungi, Basidiomycota, Microbotryomycetes, Microbotryales, Microbotryaceae. The record is from the annotation of a GenBank genome assembly.
AUGGAAACAUUGUAUUCCUUGCCGUUGCUCCACGUCGUCUACAACGGUGCUGCCAUCGUGCAGGCGACCGCUGUGCUACUGCUUGCGUCGUCACUCUACCUGUUCUACACCGUCGUCGUGAGGCCGCGUCAUAACCUCGAGACCAUCCCGCACCCGCCCGUGACCUCGAUAUUUUUGGGCAACCUCGAUCGUAUCAUUGCAGAGCCACCGGGUGUCCCCCAUAAAGAAUGGGCCCGCCAGUACCCGGGGGUGUUCAAGUACCGAGGAUUCCUCGGCGAGGAUCGACUCUGCCUGACCGACCCGGUCGCGCUCAGCCACAUCUUGCUGCAAAACGGCUAUCGGUACCCCAAGCCAAACGAAGUGAGGGGGAACUUGUCCAGAAUUUUGGGAAGGGGACUCCUUUUUGCCGAAGGUAUGUCAAAGGAGUGUCAAGCUCACCGCCUCGGAGUUAUUGAAAAAUUUGCUGACUGGAAAUGGACCGGUCCCGCUUGCUUGACGGGCUCAGGCGAUGAUCACAGGCGACAGAAGCGCAUUAUGAAUCCUGCCUUUUCGCCUUCUACUCUACGCGAUCUCUUGCCCACGUUUUUCGAGUCGUCCUACAAGCUGAGGGAUCGCUGGACUGCUCUGAUCGACACCGCUGAGUCGGAUGCAACUUCUUUCUCGUCAAGCGAGAAAGCGGACGAGUAUGCCAAGUCACACGAGGAGGGUGAGGUCAUGCUCGAGGUCACAAAGUGGCUGUCUCGGCUGACGCUGGACAUCAUAGGCAUGGGUGAGUUGACUCCUUUAGCUCUGAUCUGUCAAUCUCAGGUCUCGCUCGUGCUCAUGGCGACUGUUUCGAAUCCACGCAGCCGGAUUCGGCUAUGAUUUUGGUGCUCUCUCGGGUCAAAAGAACGAACUCGGCGAAGCAUUCCAGCUUAUGCUGUCUGGCGGAGGCGCUAUCCAAAAGACGAUUCCGCUCUCGCAAAUCGUGAUUGGUCGAAUCCUUGGACGCCUAGCUACCGCUCUACCGAUUGUCAAUGUGGCGAAAUACAUCCCGAAUAAGCGCGUACAGGCAGUGAGGAAGGGGUUUGAGACGAUGGACUCGGAGAGCAGGAAGAUUGUCGAGGAGAAGAAGCGAGAGCUGGAGAAGGAUGGCGGCGCGGCUGCUUUGGGCGGUGGAAAGGAUCUCAUGACACUCCUCCGUGAGUAUACCUGUUUUCAAUCGCCACUCGGAUCAUCUACUCAGAGAAAAAACCUCUAACCACAUUGUGUCUCCCAACGUAGUCAAAUCCAACUUGGGCGAGGCGAAAGCCAAAAUGAGUGACGCCGAGUUGCAGGGUCAAAUGACGGUCCGUGCAUUAUCAGUUUAUCCGGAAGACUAGCAAUGUUUAUCGACUAAAGAGUUGUAUUCCAUGGAAACAGACGUUUAUCCUGGCGGGUCACGAAACGGUACGUCUUCAUUCCGGGCACUGCAAUGCCAUGUCAUUUCUCAGCCCUUCGACGCACUCACCGCACAUGUGACUUGACCCUCUCAGACUUCAACUGCCCUCACCUGGCUGCUGCAUCACCUCUCACUCCGUCCCGAGAUGCAGUCGAAGCUGCGUCGCGAGAUCCGAGAAGCUCGGGCGCACGCGACCGCGGAACAUGGUCGACAAGAACUCAACACUGACGAUCUGAACGGGCUAGCUUACCUCGACGCAGUUUGCCGAGAGGUGCUGAGAUUCGAGCCUCCUGUUUCUUUGACGAGUAAGCUAUGAGUUUCCAUUGCAUGACAAUCACGUUCCCUAACUAACCCAUUCUGGGUCCUUCUCGCGUGCAGUUCGCAGCGCCUCUGAGGACGAUUCGAUUCCCCUUGGUACCCCGGUCACGGCUACGAACGGCAAGAUGAUCAGUUCGGGUCAGUUGGCAGCCGAGUUCGUACCGCUAUGUUUCAUUGCGUUCGAAGCUGACUGAUUACAGUCCACUUGUUUGGCAUAUUUGCUCGUCAGUGGAAGUAAAGAAGGGUCAGGUCCUCGUCGUCUCAAUCGCGGCCAUCAACACCAACCCUGACGUCUUCGGUGACGACGCAGAGGAGUUCAAACCCGAGCGUUGGCUUGUCAAAGAAGGCGAGCAGGGAUCAAUUACCGGCAAUACGGGGGUCUAUUCGAAUAUGAUGACGUUCCUCGCUGGGCCAAGAGCUUGCAUCGGAUACCGAUUCUCGUGAGUUGCUAGCCUUCAUUCACUUCAGGAGUCCGCAGUGUUUUGCGACAGCACGCUGACACUACGAUACUGGCGGCUCUGACUAUCAACUUGCAGACUGCUCGAACUCAAGGCGUGAGUCUUGUCUGAGCCUUUCGAAGACCUGAACUCCAUAUCUGACAAUCCAUCCACCCAACCAGCAUCGCCUCGGUUCUGCUCGACUCAUUCUCCUUUAGCCCGCGCGAUGCGGACGGCAUGGCUUCCAAGAUCGAACGACGUUCCCAAAUCGUCACUAGACCUCUCAUUAUUGACGAGGAGCAUCUAGGCCAUCGAAUGCCAUUGAGGGUUCGCGUCUCAGAUAGGGAGGGAGAGGAAUGA